Molecule: messenger RNA, 789 nt
Organism: Naumovozyma castellii
Lineage: Eukaryota; Fungi; Ascomycota; Saccharomycetes; Saccharomycetales; Saccharomycetaceae
Product: NAD(P)H-dependent oxidoreductase
Exons: 1
Coding region: 1-789 (262 amino acids)
Source: RefSeq, a predicted model, not a curated record
AUGAAAGUAUUUAUCGUUUUCGCACACCCAGAAGAGAAAUCAUUUAAUGGUUCCUUAUUAAAGGAAACAGUCGCUCAGCUCAAAUCCCAAGGUCACGAAGUCAAAGUGUCCGAUUUAUACAAACAACACUGGAAACCACAAAUUGAUGAAGAUGAUUUUCCUGCCACUCAUGAAAAGGGUACAAGAUUGCAAGUGGCUGCUGCUUCUGCUAAGGCCUUCUAUGGAAAUAAAUUGACUUUGGAUGUUGUUGAAGAACAAGAAAAAAAUCAAAUGGGCAGAUUUGUUAAUUUUACAAUUCCCAGUUUGGUGGUUCGGUAUGCCUGCCUCCUGAAAGGUUGGGUAGAAAGGGUGUUUAGUUUGGGGUUUGGGUAUGGUACUGGUGAAUACACCGACACCCAUUUCGGUGAUCGUUAUGGUGAAGGUGUUCUUACUGGUAAAAAGGCAAUGAUCAUUACCACUGUCGGGGGAACUGUUGAGCAUUACAGUGCAAGAGGUAUCAAUGGUCCAAUUAAUGAUGUCUUGUUCACAAUUAAUCAUGGUCUUUUGUUUUUCACAGGUAUGACUGUCUUACCUCCAUUUGUAACUUAUAAGACAGACUCUGCUACAGAGGAAGUCUUUCAAAAUGAGGCAAAGAAAUUGAGGGAAACUUUGAAGAAUAUUGAAACCAUCAAACCAAUUAAUUAUAGAAAGCAAAAUUUCGGUGAUUACAAUCUUCCAGGUUGUACAUUAAAGGAAGGUUUGGAACAACCUGGUGAAACUGGGUAUGAUAUCCAUAUUAUAAAAGAUUAG